Parasteatoda tepidariorum (common house spider) is the source of this 1182-nucleotide messenger RNA. RefSeq names its product 28S rRNA (uridine-N(3))-methyltransferase. NCBI's taxonomy places the organism in Eukaryota, Metazoa, Arthropoda, Arachnida, Araneae, Theridiidae. The record is from RefSeq and is a predicted model, not a curated record.
UUUGUAAUGUUCCAUCAAUCAAUAAUUUACAAUCAAUCCAUCACCACUACGCAUGGUAUACUUUUGUUUACUUUUUUUGUGCGUGUUCUCGCUUUUUUCUGCUAAGAAUUAUAUAAAAUGAGUGUCGAAAAUUCGUUUAAGAAAAAUGGAAACAAGGAAUCAUUAAAAAAUGCGUUUUCUAAGGAGUCUGUAGCACCUGGUAUGAGUUGGAGAGAAUGGAAAUCGAAAAAGAAGGAGGAAUAUCGUAAAUGGAAGGAAGAAAAAAUGUUGAAGAAGCAAGCCAAAUUACAAUCAAAGGAAAAAGAAGAACCUAUAGAAGAAGAUAAAAUUGAAAAGCCUUGGUAUACAGUUAGCAUUGCAGUUCCAGGAUCGAUUAUGGAUAAUGCCCAAACUCCGAGUUUGAAAGCACAUUUAGUUGCUAAUAUUGCAAGAAGUGCAGCCAUUUAUCGAGUAAAUGAAAUUAUUGUGUACAGUGAAAGCAGUUUGGAAAGAUUUGAAGACACUGAUGAUAACUUGAAGUUACAUAAAAAGAAUCAUGGAUGCUUGCAGAUGGUUAGAAUUCUGCAGUUUUUGGAGUGUCCUCCGUAUCUACGAAAGUUUUACUUUCCUCUUCAUAAAGAUUUGGAGCAUACAGGUGAAAUACAUCCACUUCAACUUCCAUCACAUUUAUCAGUUAAUGAUGAGUCUGAGUAUCGUGAAGGGAUAGUUUUAAACAAGCCAGUUAAACAAGGCAAAGGAUCAUACAUAAAUAUAGGUUUGCAAAAGCCAGCUGUAAUAGACAAAAUUUUGAAGGAAAAUGUUCGAGUCACAGUCAAACUAGAUAAAGAACAGUUUUCAAAGAAGCAUUUUAAAGGUAAAGCUGUUUCUCCCACUGCACCUCUUAAGAAUGACAACAUUUACUGGGGUUACAGCGUACGUCUCGCAAAAAGUUUCAAUGCAAUAUUUUCAGAAAGUCCGUAUGCAGAAGGGUAUGAUGUCACUGUUGGAACUUCAGAUAAAGGUCAAAAUGUAGAUCGUGUAAAAAUUCCCAGAUUUAAUCACUUGCUGAUUGUAUUUGGAGGUUUGAAGGGUAUUGAAGCCUGUCUUGAAGACGAGUCUGUGGAAGUCGAUGAUCCUAAAGAGUUGUUUGACUAUUACCUCAAUGUGUGUCCCAUUCAAGGAACAAAAACAAUCAGAACUGAA